AGUACCUUCUGCCUCCGCUUCCAGUGUUUAUUUAAAAAAAAAUAAGCGGCAGUCAUGGCAGAGGAAGAUCGUGCAGAUUUUAGAGUAAAUGUCAAGUCAAAAAGAAUGGUUCGUGAACAGACUGAAAAGUAUAAAGACUUACUAAACACGCUGUUAGAUGGCCAGUGUAAUAUAUCCGAGGAGGACAAGGCCAAACUGCUGCAAGAAAUGGUUGUGAACUUUGAGUUCACUGUACAAGAAAAUAUAGUAAUUGAUGGCUUAUCAUGGGACGAGACAUCAGAGGAUUAUUGUGCAGACUAUGAGAGUGAGAUAAAUGAUUUGCUGGAUGAGAAGAUUGUAGAGACCACUUGGAAACGCAGCUCUUACCCAAAGCAAAUACGCUGCCAAGUUGUGCGAUCAUUGAGAGCGGAGAGGAAACUCAUGGGUUUGUAUGAACAGGCACUGAAGCCACAAGAUAUAAAGUCAGAUCCAGUUCAAGACACUAUCAUCAAAAAUGUAUCCGCUGCUGCCCCGACAAUGUUUAAGCAAGCCAGUUCAGUUAUGAAGUCUCUGAAAAGUCUGAAGCAGGCAACAGAGGGCUUGCGUCAAGUUCUGGACAUGCAGCCUUCAACGGAGUCAGAGGAAAUCUACAGAGAGGUGUUUGGAAGUUCAGUGGGAAAUAACUUUCCAGACCCUCAUCACAGGCUUCCCUCCACCAUCAAAAGAGCUGCAUCUGAUGCAGAGUACAGUGCAGACUAUGUUCCGGCUCCCAAAAUAAUCCAUAAUGAGACUGAUGCUAAUAAAAUGUAAUGUACAGUAUGUGUGUGUCAGCUUUGUGUAAGAGUGAGUCUUUUGUAUGCUUAAUAUUUCCCAUUUAUUGCAAAUACAUGUUUUGUACAUAUACUUUAUACUGAAAUAAGUGUCACAUUUUUGUCUCCAUUAAAUCCAAUAAAUUAAAUUUUUGGAGAACUGC
Xyrauchen texanus (razorback sucker) is the source of this 952-nucleotide messenger RNA. RefSeq names its product kinetochore-associated protein NSL1 homolog. Lineage: Eukaryota; Metazoa; Chordata; Actinopteri; Cypriniformes; Catostomidae. The record is from RefSeq and is a predicted model, not a curated record. Gene Ontology annotation, biological process: mitotic sister chromatid segregation. The transcript is spliced from 6 exons. Gene Ontology annotation, cellular component: MIS12/MIND type complex; kinetochore. Bases 55 to 789 code for a protein of 244 amino acids.